AUGGCCUUGGAACCGCUCCGCGGCUCAUGCUCUUGCGGUCGAAAUGAAUACCAAAUCAAUAUUCCGGACGACGUGACAAACCAUGCCGAAGUGUACUUUGACAGCAGCCGAGACAAUCGUCGAUUUCACGGUACACCUCUCUCGGCGUGGCUUCGAGUACCUCUCAGCUGGUACCAAUCCCACACUCAGUCCUUCUUCCCUGAUGAAUCGCACUCUUCCAUUCGCCGCAUCCAUUCGCCCCGCCAUGCGCCCCGGACUCAGCGUGUCUUCUGUGGCUACUGCGGUACACCCCUGACAUUCUGGACGGAGGAGCCCAUCGAAGAAGCCAACUUCAUGUCUGUCGCGAUCGGCAGUCUUCUAGUGGACGACCAGCACGCACUGGAUGAUCUAAGAUUGCUUCCUCGCGACUUUUACGAGGAAGCUCCCCGUGCUGGUAUCUCGACCUCAUCUGAUCUGACACCAACCUCGGAGACCGCUUCAUCCUCGGUCAUUGUUCCAUCGACUACUGAUUCUUCGGACAUCUCAACUAGUCUACAGCACGGUAUAACUGGAGGAAUUCCUUGGUUCGAAGAGAUGGUAGAAGGGAGCCGCCUGGGCCGUGUGAUGCGUACUCGGCGUGGUAUGGGAGUCAGUGACGAUCAAUCAACUUCGAUCCAGUGGGAAUUUAGCGAAUGGCAUGAUGAUGGAACCGGUGCAGGUGGAUUCCUGCAGCAGGAUCCGGACUCGAGCGUACUCUUCAGGGGAAAUCGCAAGCGGGUGAAUCAGGCCGAUACUGGAAUUGAGUCUCCAACGAAGCGAGCAGGGAAACAAGCGGAACGAUCGCGUCGCAGUGCAAUCCCAGAAAGGAAUCCUGUACGGUCUGGGCUUAGUACCGCGCCAGUGGGGCAGGUCUUGGACUUCCACUCUGAUCCACAGCAUAUCAAUCUUGCGCGCCAGCUCGGGAAUCGCCCAUUGGAGGUCCAGCCGUCACAGGAGUUCGAAACCACCAAAAAUGAAGCAAUCUGCUUUUUCCUGCGAUCAACUGCUAUCCCCGGCAGUUUCUUGACUACUGAGAUGAUCUCUGACUCUUUGGUACAGAGCGGAGGCACUCCGAGUCAGAGAGCUAUGAAGGCAAGCGUAGUUGCUACUGCCAUGGCUAUGCUCUCCCGGGUAAGAGGGCUACCAUCGCUUAGAGAUGUAGCCCACCGGGAGUAUGGAUCCGCUUUGAGAUUGCUUAAUGCCGCUCUAACCGAAAUGGAGGAGGCGAAAUCAAAUCAAACAUUAGGCGCUGUCAUGCUGCUUGCCAAAUAUGAAGUGAUUUCGUCAAGAGCCCCGAAUGAAAUUGAGAGUUGGACCAACCAUAUCAGUGGAGCAAUGGCCCUGCUAGAUCUACGCGGCGCUGAUAAACUUAAGACUGACACCGAUCUCCGCUUGUUCUUAUACCUUCGGUAUCAGAUUACCAUCAGUUGCCUACAAAGAGACGUGCGCGUGCCUGAGUCACUAAUAGAACAAACGAAAAUCGCGAUGAUUCUUCAGCCAGAACAAGUUCACGGCAAUCGGCUACUCACGAUAAUUGGAAUACUAUCGAACCUUCGCGCAGACAUCUGCGCCAAUAUGUACAACGAGCAGGAGAUCAUAUCAGCAGCGUCGGCUAUCGAAGCCAGUUUAAUUGCCUGGCUGGCAGCUCUUCCCCCCGAAUUCAACUAUACCACCCAUGUAAUCCCCCCCCUCGACUUUUCCAUCCAAAAGCGACUCCGAGGCAUAACUCCAUACGACGAUCAAUACCACGUGUACUCCUCCGCCUGGGUCUGCCAUUCGUGGAACCAAUACCGCAGCGCCCGAAUCAUCGUCAGCGAAAUUAUUCUCUCCCGUGUCCGGCGAUUAUCCGACAGUUCCUCUAUGACUUUGUUGUCCGAAGAGUUGCGUAUCCAAUGCAGGACACUUCGAUCGACGAUCCGGCGGUUAGCCGUGGAUAUCUGUCGCAGUGUUCCUUUUCACUUCAUCGGUCACCAGGUAGAUAGGGUGUCUAGUCUCCCGCCGCCUGAACACUACGUUGCGGGCCUUGUGCUCCUCUGGCAUCUAUUUGUGGCUGGGGUUGUUGAGAACCCCCAACACAGGCUGCGCCGUUGGGUAGUCAAGUGUCUUCAAAUGAUUGGAAACACGAUGGGUAUCGACCAGGCGCUGGCAGUGGCAGAUAUUGUGGCUGAUGAUCCUGGGGUUUUACAUUCCGUGACCGAGGAAGAAGACUCUCACUCUUCAGAUCAGGAUCUGACGAGGCGAGAUCUAGUUACGCCUAGUGGAAAUACUUGCCUCGGGGUAUAUAGCGACUGA
Molecule: messenger RNA, 2310 nt
Organism: Penicillium roqueforti
Lineage: Eukaryota; Fungi; Ascomycota; Eurotiomycetes; Eurotiales; Aspergillaceae
Product: transcriptional regulator family TF
Exons: 5
Coding region: 1-2310 (769 amino acids)
Source: RefSeq, a predicted model, not a curated record